Molecule: messenger RNA, 646 nt
Organism: Populus nigra (black poplar)
Lineage: Eukaryota; Viridiplantae; Streptophyta; Magnoliopsida; Malpighiales; Salicaceae
Product: large ribosomal subunit protein uL15x-like
Exons: 1
Coding region: 88-528 (146 amino acids)
Biological process (GO): translation
Cellular component (GO): ribosome; cytosolic large ribosomal subunit
Molecular function (GO): structural constituent of ribosome
Source: RefSeq, a predicted model, not a curated record
CCCAAACCCUAAAUGACCCUGUGGUAGCUCACCCAUUGCAGCCGUUCAUAACCCUAAAGAAGCGAUACCUCUCUUCGAAAACCAAAAAUGACAACCCGCUUCAAGAAGAACCGGAAGAAGAGAGGUCACGUGAGCGCUGGUCAUGGUCGUAUCGGAAAGCACAGGAAGCACCCUGGAGGUCGCGGAAAUGCAGGAGGCAUGCACCACCACAGGAUCCUCUUCGACAAAUACCAUCCUGGUUACUUCGGUAAGGUCGGUAUGCGCUACUUCCACAAGCUCCGCAACAAAUUCCACUGUCCCAUUGUCAACAUCGACAAGCUCUGGUCCAUGGUCCCACAAGAUGUCAAAGACAAGGCAACCAAGGAUACUGUGCCCAUGAUUGAUGUCACUCAGUUUGGUUACUUCAAGGUUCUUGGUAAGGGGGUUUUGCCUGAGAAGCAACCCAUUGUUGUCAAGGCCAAGCUUGUGUCAAAGAUUGCUGAGAAGAAGAUUAAGGAGGCUGGUGGAGCUGUUGUUCUUACAGCCUAGGUUAUGUUUCUUUCCAAGAUUUUGACUUGUCCUUAAAUUAAACGUGUUUAGUGAUACUUUUGGAUCCUUUUAUAAUUUUUAUGUUUUUUCUGUUGGUAAAUCGGGAUUUUGCUUGUCA